UAGUCAUGGCGGCUGGAGCGGCUGCAGCGGCUGCAGCCUUGUUGUGCGCGGUGGCGCUGGUGGUGCGCGCCGAGGCCCACGGCGUCGCCUUCGUGCGGAAAGGUGAAGGGGCGCCAUGGGGCCAAUAUUUCAGCCCUGGUUUUGGAGGAUACUACACAGUUGAUGACUUCCGGCCAGAGCCGCAGCCGGUCGUGCACAUCCCCGUCAUCCCAGUGCAGCCGGUGCACUACGAGACCUUCGAGGGUGUCGACGACCAGCAGCAGCUGGUGCAGGGGCCUGACUACGACCAGGCUACUCAGGGGCCCGACUACGGCCAGAUUGCCCAGGGCCCCGAUCUCAGCCAGAUGACCCAGGGCCCUGACCUCAGCCAGGUCACCCAAGGUCCCGAUCUAAGCCAGGCUACCCAAGGCCCCGAUCUCAGCCAGGUGACUGAGGGCCCGGAAGAGCCACAAGUCCAGGUCACCACCACCGGGUACUACCCCCGGCCCGACGUCCCGGACACGCAGUCCACCAACGAGCCCGACGACGUGCAGCAGUACACCACGCCGUACCCCACGACCGCGUACCCCACCGCGUACCCCACCACCGAAUACCCCACGACCCCUUACCCUACGACAGGAUACCCAACCACCGACUACCCUGCGACCACGGACUACCCGCACCCCACAACUUGGAGACCGCGGCCACAGCCCGGGGCGUGCCAGGCCAACCCAGCCGCAGCAGGGUACCCUCGCGGCACGCAGCUUCUGUGCACCGUGGAGGUGUGCCCUUCGAGUGGCGGCAUCAAGGGCGGUCAUCGGGGUGGUGUCAAGGGCGGCGUCAAGGGCGGCGUCAAGGGGGGCUACCACGGUGGCUACCAGGGCAUCGCCCUCGGCGUCAAGGGCGGCCAUGGCGGCCAUUCCCUCGCCACUACCCUCGUGUGCAGGCCUUUCAAGGGCUGUGACGAGCCAGUCCAGACGACGGAGACUCCCGAGUACACCACGCCAGGAUAUACAGUGCCGGAGUACACCACUCCUGCGUACACCGUCCCGGAGUACACGACCCCGGCGUACACCGUCCCGGAAUACACCACUCCCGAGGCGCCGGUAGAAACUACCCCGGCCUACAUCGUCCCCCAGUACGUGUUCACGACGACGCCAGAGCCCACGCUGCCGCCCCCGCCCCCCACCCCGCCGCCAGGCGUAAAGGGCGGCCACCGCCCCCACGUCCCCGGCGUCAAGGGCCACCGCGGUGACGUUGGCGUCAAGGGCGUUAAGGGCGUCAAGGGCGGGUCCCACCAGGGAUGGGCGCCGGAGAUUCCGGACAUGUGGUCCGAGGGCGUGAAGGGCGUCAAGGGCAGCCGAGGGCACACUCCCAACGUGCCGGCGUACGGUUUCCAGUGGGGUGACCUCGGUUCCGACAUGGGCAUGCAACAGUGGGGGCUCAAGACUCACCCGAGGCCCUCGCGACCCACGGGCGUCAAGGGUGGCUUCCAGGACACCCAGGACACUCAGCAAGUGAAAGGGCGCCCCCACGGCGGCUAUCAAUUCGGCGGGUGGGGCCACCAGGGCUACCAGGGUUCCGUCCAGGAUACGCAGGAGGGACUCUACAUUCUGUGAAAAUAGUGUCUUCUCGAGUACUUUCAAAUACCUCGCAAAUACCGCAACAAAACAAUCAAGGCUGCCAAUUCUUAAAUUAUAAAUAUUUAUUGACGAA
Molecule: messenger RNA, 1695 nt
Organism: Thrips palmi
Lineage: Eukaryota; Metazoa; Arthropoda; Insecta; Thysanoptera; Thripidae
Exons: 7
Coding region: 6-1598 (530 amino acids)
Source: RefSeq, a predicted model, not a curated record